AUAAGUGAUUUUUAGAUAAGUGUCUGUCUCAGCGUUUCGUCGUGCUUCAUUCAGAUCUAAAGUCACCUUUCGACAUGCCGCGAUUGGCUCACUUGGUGGAAGACAAAUUGUGUUGAGUUCUCACCGUAAAAGUCAUCUAUCUUGUUUACACAGUUGACUCUCGAAGAAGAACAAUGGAAUACCUAUUCUAAGUUUGUGGAGUUUCAGUUCUCUUCUUCGAGCUUCUCUUGUUACUGGUAAUUUGAAUGGUUGUCAGCACAUAUCAGGCAGCUAGUGGUGCUGCUGCUGCAAUGGAAGAGCUUGAACUGCAGACACGUGAGGUCCUGGAGGGCAAAAGGCCAACUUGUAAUAUUUUUAAGCAACAGUACGCUUUUAAUUUGUUCUCACACAAUGCACCUAUUCUCUCAAAUGGAUAUAAUGAAGAGGAAAUGAAAAUGGUGAAGGAGACUAGAAAAAUUUGGAAUGAUCCAAAUGUCAAGGUGACUGCCACUUGUAUUCGAGUCCCUGUGAUGCGUGCACAUGCUGAAAGCAUUAAUCUACAAUUUGAGAAGCCACUUGAUGAGGACACUGCAAGGGAUAUUCUGAAGAGAGCUGCAGGUGUGGUGAUUAUUGAUGAUCGAGCUUCUAAUCAUUUCCCUACCCCAUUGGAGGUGUCAAACAAAGAUGAUGUUGCGGUUGGCAGGAUACGCCAAGAUCUAUCUCAAGAUGGAAAUUAUGGGUUGGAUAUCUUUGUUUGCGGUGAUCAGGUAUGCAAGGGAGCUGCUCUUAACGCAGUACAGAUUGCAGAGAUGUUGUUGUAGUUUGCAGUUGAUUCUAAUAAAUGAAUCCCCAUUAGAGAUGCACUUGUUUCUUGGAUUUAUGUAAACUGUUAUGACAAGGCAAAACCAUUUGAGUGGUUUAUGAUGAUGUAUCACUGUGAACAAUCAAAAUCUACGGGUAAAUUCUUGGGUUUGGUUAUUUUCUUUCCCAAGACAUGUGAUUCAA
This is a messenger RNA of Nelumbo nucifera (sacred lotus), 984 nucleotides long. RefSeq lists its product as uncharacterized. Lineage: Eukaryota; Viridiplantae; Streptophyta; Magnoliopsida; Proteales; Nelumbonaceae. Gene Ontology annotation, molecular function: oxidoreductase activity, acting on the aldehyde or oxo group of donors, NAD or NADP as acceptor; protein dimerization activity. Gene Ontology annotation, biological process: amino acid biosynthetic process. The record is from RefSeq and is a predicted model, not a curated record.